AAGUAAUCUUCUCUGCAUAAAUAAAUUCAAUAACAAACAUUAAAUAGUUGGUACUUGAGUUUGGAAGGGUUAAUCAGCAAGUUUUUGCGCCAAACAGAUCAUGUCAAUAUCUUAUCAUGCGUAUGAAUCGGAUCCUUAGAGAGUUUGUAGAGGUGAAAUAUAUCUAAUCAUUAAUGUUAUUGUGAUGUGUGACGUGGCUCCUAGUGAGUCAGCUAUUUAUUCCAUUAGCAUUGCAGGGAUUAUCCUUUUUUAUGUAACAACAAAGAGAAAGAGAUAGCAAGAAAGAAGAAUAAUAUUAAUGGGUGCUGCAUCAUCAAGUUCAACAACAUCUGAGACAGAGUCAUCAACAACACCUGAUGCUAAGGUUACAGGCCUUUUCAUAUAUCCUGUUAAGUCAUGCCGUGGAAUUCCUCUUUCUAAUGCUCCACUCACACCUUCUGGAUUUCGAUGGGAUCGACAGUGGAUGGUUGUCAAUUCAAAAGGGAGGGCAUGCACUAUAAGAGUUGAACCAAGGUUUGCUUUGAUUGAUGUUGAACUACCACCUGAGGCAUUUCUUCAACACUGGGAACCAACCACUGAUUCCUUUAUGGUGUUGAAAGCACCUGGGAUGGAACCUCUGAAAGUUUGUUUGAACAAACAGUAUGAAGUAGAAGAUGAUGUUACGGUGUGGGAAUGGACUGGCUCUGCCUGGGACGAGGGAGCUGAAGCAUCACAGUGGUUCUCAGAUUAUUUAGGAUAUCCUGCUAAACUGGUCCGCUUCAAUACUGCUUCAGAAGUUAGAAAAGUAGACCCUGAUUAUGUCAAGGGACAGCACCAGACCUUUUUCAGCGAUGGUUAUCCGUUCUUACUCGUAUCUCAGGAUUCAUUGGAUUCACUAAACGAGCUUCUAGAGGAACCGAUACCUAUGAAUCGUUUCAGACCCAAUAUCCUUGUUGAAGGUUGUGGACCAUAUUCUGAAGACCUAUGGAGAGAUAUCAAGAUAAGCAGGUUUUCAUUUCAAGGAGCCAAACUGUGUGGCCGUUGUAAGGUACCAACAGUCGAUCAAGAGACAGCAAUGUAUGGAGAUGAACCAACUAAAACUCUCAUGAAAAUUAGGUCUGGCGAAGUCUUACGACCAAAUAGUGACAAAAACAAAAAGAUGGUCUACUUUGGUCAGAAUGUAGUGUGGAACUGGAAUGAAUCUUCUGCUAAAGGGGAUGAAAAAGUUCUUAAAUUGGGAGAUCCUGUUUAUGUUAUCAAAAAAGUCUCUUCUCCAGCAGAAGCAGCUGCUUAAAAGGCUACAAUGACACAAACUUUAUCAAACAUGAGUAUAGUGGUUAUGCUGAAAUUAAGUGAUAAUGCAUCAUUCAUGAUGGUUGCUGAACUUUGCUUUGAGGAGUUGUAAUGUAAUGCAUCUCUAUUAUGUCUUGUAUAUCCAAAUAAUCAUGGAGAUCAAAUUUCUUGGACAAAUUAAGAUAAAACGUGGCUAGAGGGAUUCGAUAAGGCGACUGUAAACGUAAGCUCCGUGUGUGUGGUUCCAUUCAGUUCUUUGCAUUCUAAAAAAUGUUUUUUUUUUUUUCUUUCUUUCA
This is a messenger RNA of Medicago truncatula (barrel medic), 1568 nucleotides long. RefSeq names its product mitochondrial amidoxime-reducing component 1. NCBI's taxonomy places the organism in Eukaryota, Viridiplantae, Streptophyta, Magnoliopsida, Fabales, Fabaceae. The record is from RefSeq and is a predicted model, not a curated record. The coding region runs from base 299 to 1273 and encodes 324 amino acids. Gene Ontology annotation, molecular function: pyridoxal phosphate binding; molybdenum ion binding; catalytic activity. The transcript is spliced from 8 exons.